AAAAGUUACUGAUCUUAUUAACUCUAAUAAACGGCAUUGUAACAGCGAGAGAGUUCCUCCUAUUGAAGAUUAUAUUAUUUUUCCUGGACGACAACAACAACACCAUAAUCUCCAAUCCGAUCUUGUUUGGAAUAAUAAUUAUGGCAAUGAAAGUAGAAGAAGCAGCCUAACUUUUGAAGCUCAAGUUCAUAUUUAUCCAAAUAACUCUGGUAGUGAUAGUACUAGUAAUAAUCAUCUCAUCGAAACCCCUCGUUUUCCUUUACCUCCAGUUUAUUCUAAUAAUCAUUAUAGAAGUAACAACAAUAACAAUGACUCUUCUACUCAAAACUUUAUUUCAAGUUCUCCAA
Molecule: messenger RNA, 347 nt
Organism: Entrophospora sp. SA101
Lineage: Eukaryota; Fungi; Glomeromycota; Glomeromycetes; Entrophosporales; Entrophosporaceae
Source: the annotation of a GenBank genome assembly